GAAAAUGUUAUUCUUCAACACCGGAAUAAUUAAAAGACAUCAGAACGCUGAUCAUGAAUGAUGGUAUAAAAAUUGUCACCUUCGGGCUAUAAAAUACAAUGUAAACCCGUCAAUUUGUUUCGUCCUUAAUGAUUGAGUGCUCUAAUCCAAUGCUUAUAACUUCGACGGGAUUAAAAGUUGGCGAUAUCACAGGAUUUUGCCAUUUUACGUGUGCACCCAAAGUAGAUUUAAGCAGUUAAUUAUCAAAAUACCACACACAGGACGUAAUGAUGAAUGCCUCAUACGAAGAUUUAUCUCGAAGAACAAGUCGAUACAGUAAUGGUGAAACCAAAGCUUUCAAAGAGUUGUUGGCGGGAAAGACAUCGCAUGUGAACGAGGCUCUUCACGCUGUAGUCGAGAAUAAACUGCAUCAAACUGCAUUGUCGGAGAGCAACAACAGUGUGUUAGAAAGAAACCGAGCUCUACUUCAAUAUAUUGCGACAUUGGCAGGUUCAAACAAGAAGAAUGACCACUUUAACUAUGAGUUUGUGGAAUCUCUGAUUAAAGGUGGCGCUGAUAUCAACAUUGCUGACCAACACGGACAGUCAAUGUUUCAUGAGGUAGCACGUUCUUGGAAUAUAGAUGUGGCAAAGUUUCUCCUAGAACAAGGUGGAAACAUAAACAUACAAGACAGCUUUGGUCGAACACCUUUACACGUCGCUGUGUCAGUGGACUUUGCUGAAAUGGCAGGAUAUCUGUUGGAAAAUCAUGCAGAUAUUGAUGCAAGAACGUUAGGGGAGUUACAAGCUCCAAUUCAUUACGCUGCAAAGAAUGGUGCAGAAAAGUCACUCAAACUCUUAUUAGGAUAUCACGCAAAUAUUGACUCCCUUGACUACAGACAGCGUACACCACUACAGCUGGCAGCAGAGUGGUCGCGUGAAAAGACGGCCAAAGUAUUGAUAGACGAAGGUGCUUCCUCUUGUCUUCUCGACACUUCUGGGAAUUCUGCCUUAUCAGUUCUUAUCGAUCGAAUACCACAACUCUCGCUGGAAGCUCUCAAUCAGCUCCACAGUACAGAUCUGAUUACAAUGAAAGAGUUUUACCACAUCAACUUCCUAGAGGCAUCUCGCAUAAAAGUUGAAACAAAGAAAGCUCGAACUCCGCUUGAAACUGCUGUUGUCACAAGAAAGUUUGAAGUGGUGUCCCAUCCAGUUAUACAGCGUUUGAUUCAUAACAAAUGGAUAUAUUUUGGUAGAACGGCGACGAUUUUGGAUUUAUGUUUCUAUAUCUUGUUCAACGUUUUGUGGACAGCGAUGUCGAUGUUAACUCCUGUUACUGGUCAGGAAUUAUACGAGCCAUUAAGUGAUAACGCUUGGCGAGUAGUACUUUUGCUUGUUAUUGUUAUCAUGAUUAUUUACCAAUUUGGAAGACAAGUUAGAGCAACUCUGAAAAACGUUAGAGCGAAAACCCACUGGAUCAAAUGGCAGACUGAGAAACUUCAAGAAGACCUAAAGUACUGUCAUCCACGCUGGCCUCAAGAGUCGAAAGCCAUAGAACACGAAAUAAAAAGAGUGAAUAAACUGAAAGGAUUCAGUGCAGAGGACUUGUGGUUCUACUACGACUGGAUUGUGUUGGUCGUUAUGAUUGUUGCACUUUCUAUGCAUGUUGCCUUCUACAAAACUGACAACUAUGACACCAAAUAUGUGUACACACGGAUUCUGAGCAUUGCCAAUCUUAUUGUUUCCCUCCGUUUGCUUGAAACUAUGAGACCAUUCCCAGGCAUUGGGACCCUUGUCAUAAUCCUUGGUGAAACAAGUGGUGAUUUCAUUAACUGGGCGUUCUUGUUUUUCCUUCUCCUUAUUCCAUUUACCGCAGCAUUUUGGAUCAUUUUUGGCGGCCUGUCAUUCAAACCUGUCGAAAAUUAUCACGAAACAGGAGACUUACUGUAUUCAGUAUUCAGGAUGGCCGUUGGUGAUGACUUUAAUUUGGAAGGACUGGUUGAAGCGGAACCCGUUAUGGCUCGUAUUCUUACAUGUCUGUAUGUCACUGCGAUGACUAUCGUAACACUCAACUUAUUAAUUGCGUUAUUAUCGGAUACUUUCACACGAGUUUAUGGUAAUGCGAUAGCGAACACACUCAUGCAGAGAGCCAUCAAAGUAAUCGAAGCCGAACGAGCUUUAACAAAGAAAAAGAAACAAGGAUAUCGGGAGUACAUAAGGAUGAACUGUAGUCCAGAAAUCAUUGACAGUGUUGUCAAUGCUGCUGACCCAGAAAGUUUUGCAAGCUCAAAAGAACUGACCACCAACCUGAGCACAAUGAAACAAAUCCUUGAUGAUAGGUUUGCAAAAGUUUACGGAAUGAACAAAGUCUCAGAUUUUGACAAAGUAAAAAAUGAUAUAAACAAGAUACGCCAGCGUCAGAAUGAGGACUACGAUAACCUUACAGCAAUACAAAGAUUGUUAAAACACGCAAAAGGAGGUGGUCGUGGACCGGCCCCUAGUUCCUCCUCAUCAAAGAAGAAAAAAGAUACGAAAGUGCAAAUUCCUGGUCUAAGUUUGUUAAGAGAAAACAUUCAUUGGUUUUCAAGCGAGGAUGAAAAUAAAGACAAACGACAAAGAAAGGCAACACAAAGAGAUGAAAAACAGAAAAAACGUCGACACAAAAGAAAAGAUGAAGCUCGCGAAAAAAGUGAAAGUCCAGAGACUGCUAUCGUUCCUUAUGGUACCGUACAAUCCAGGGUCACUAGAGGAAAUAUUGAUAAUAUGAAUGUCAAUAACUCAAAUGAUGAUGAAGGAUGGGAUACAGUUAGCAUUGAUAGUGUUACUUUGUAGACUUUCUGUGUAUUGAUAUUCAAUGUUAGUUCAGUUCCUUGCAUGAAAGAAAGCAUUAGGGUUUUUCUAUGAAUUAGUCUUACAAAAGACGUUUCGAAUUUGAUUAGAAGGAGAAUAGUUAUUGUUAUUAAUUUCAUCUGGAGCAGAACCUUCAUUUUCAUGCAAUUAUAUAAUGUCAUUCCCUGCCUUCAUUGUACACGACGAGUUCAAAACUGAUGCUUACUCGUAUGCAAGCUCUUCGCUCAACUACUGCAAUUGUACAGAAAUUGCCCGAGGAUCAUCAUCAAAUAAUCAAAACAAAAAACAAUGCUCCCUUUGCCUUUUGGGAGUUAAUUCGUAUUCUAAUCGUGCGAGAGAUGAGUGAAGUAAAAGUGUGGACUGUGGUCAACUGCGUCUUAAUUACAAGAAAAUUAAUGUGGCAAAUUUCCAUAUGAAUAGGCAUCAGUUUAUUUAACUCACCUUGUACGGAGUGUAUAAGAAAACUUUAGGAACAUUAUACAGUGGCGUAGCCAGCAUUGAUAAUUGUGGGGGGUCAUAUUGAGUCUCAUUUAUUCAUGAUAAUAGCCAGUAAAGACAAUCCAAUUCAAAAGAAAUUAAUAACUUCUUAUUAACCGAGCGCGAGGUGUUUACCGAGAAAUAUUGGACCAAGGUCUUUGUACAAAAAGAUCGAGCCUGAAGUUAAUUCGUGAUUUUGAUGAUGGUCGCGCCAUUAAGUACAUUUGCCAGAAUAAUUCAUGACUGGAAUUGGAAAGAAUGACAAGUCAGAGAGGUUUACGUCAAAAUAUCUCAACUAUACAUGAUGCUGGAGAAUGUCAAUUCGAUUGAAUGUCCAUCUAGGCCCUAGCGCAUGAAUAAAUUCGAUAUAAGAAAAAUUGUAUACUUGUAGUUUAAAUAUAUAGAUAUUGUAAAAUUUAUAUGCUUUCAAAUACAGUUUUAUC
Molecule: messenger RNA, 3748 nt
Organism: Dendronephthya gigantea
Lineage: Eukaryota; Metazoa; Cnidaria; Anthozoa; Malacalcyonacea; Nephtheidae
Product: transient receptor potential cation channel subfamily V member 3-like
Exons: 7
Coding region: 267-2810 (847 amino acids)
Biological process (GO): calcium ion import across plasma membrane
Cellular component (GO): membrane
Molecular function (GO): calcium channel activity; protein binding
Source: RefSeq, a predicted model, not a curated record